AUGAUGAGACGAAGGGGUGGAGGAGGAGGAGGAGGAGGAGGAGGAGGAGGAGGAGAGAGAAUUGGAGGAGCGAGAGGAAUUGCCGCAGGGACGGCGCGUUACAAGCUGCAGAGCGUGACCGUGUCGGGAUUCAAGUCGUGGACAAGCACGGCCAGAGUCGUGUUUGGGCACGACGGCUUGUCCUGCAUCACCGGCCCGAAUGGCUCCGGCAAAUCGACACUGCUGAACGCUAUCCUUUUUGGACUCGGGGAAAACGCCAACCAGCUCGGGGCUAAGCAGAACGCGGAACUCGCGUCGGCGGCGCAUGCCGAAGUGGAGCUCUUGUUCCGUGGCGUUUCGCGCGGCGUCAGCGAUGCCAAGGUUUCGUCAGCCGUUUCUCGGGCCAACGGCCAGCGUACGUACGCCUUCAACGGACAGAGGCUGCCCAAGCACAGGUUCGAUCACUUCCUCCGGACACGCCUCGGCAUCGCUACGGGCAACCCUUUCUGGAGGGUCAGCCAGGACGGCAUCCACCGCCUGCCCACAGAAAGGUAG
This is a messenger RNA of Ectocarpus siliculosus, 534 nucleotides long. NCBI's taxonomy places the organism in Eukaryota, Phaeophyceae, Ectocarpales, Ectocarpaceae. The record is from the annotation of a GenBank genome assembly.